CAUUUGAAAUCGAGGAAUAAGGUUAUAGUGUUAAAUGUAGUGCAAGUAUAAGUUUGUGAUAUUAUUUCUAAUAUGCCGUUCUUUAUAAAAGAAAAGACUAAAAAGAAAAAAAACAACAAACGUGCCAGAAAUGUGGAGAAUGGACCAAAUAAAAAAAGGAAGUUAGAGCGUGAGAGUGAAGAAGAAAUUACAACCAGUGAAGAUGAGGGGACUGCAUUGAAUGGUGAUUUAUUCAAUUCAAAUUCUGAAGAUGAAGAUGAAUCACCACAAGAUAAAAAACUCAGGUUAGCAAAAAUAUAUCUACAGGAAAUUGAACAAAGGGAAAAAGAAAAAUUAGGUGAAAAUGAAGAAGUCGAUAACAGAUUGAUUUCGAAACGUUUGAAUGAAGAUUACCUCAAGGAAAUUGGAAAAUUCAAAAGUAAUGUAGCAGAGAAUUAUAGUGAAGAUAAAAUAGAAAAAAUCGAUACAUUAAAAUGUAGGCAACAAAAAGAGUCGAUAACUUGUUUAUGUCUGUCUUCCAAAAAUGAUUAUCUCUUCACUGGAAGUAAGGAUGGCACCGUUGUUAAGUGGAAUAUUGAACUCAAAAAAAAAGAAAAGAUGAUUCCUUUUGUGAAACUUGAAUCUGAUAAAAUAUCAGGGCACAGCAAGGCGAUAACUUCAAUUGCUAUAUCUUUUGAUGAUAAAUAUUUGGCUGUAGGGGAUGAAUCAUCAGAAAUUAAAAUUUGGUGUCCUAAAAAUUUAUCUUUUGUGAAGAAAUUCAAUGGACACAAUAAAAAAAUAACUGGUGUUUCUUUCAGAAAAAACUCGCAUACUUUAUAUUCCUGUAGUGCUGAUAGGACCGUUAAAGUGUGGAAUUUAGAUGAAAUGAUGUACAUCGAAACUUUAUUUGGCCAUCAAGAUGUCAUUACCUCAAUCGAUUCAUUAUAUAAAGAAAGAGCUAUUACGUCAGGUAGCAGAGAUGGUACCCUCCGCAUUUGGAAAAUCCCUGAAGAGUCGCAACUGAUUUAUAAUGGACAUGCAGGUUGUAUAGAUAUUGUUAAAUUAAUCAACGAAGAAAACUUUAUUUCUGGAGGUGAAGAUGGAAAAAUUUGUAUAUGGAGUUUAAUGAGGAAAAAGCCUCUAUUCAUAAUACAUGAUGCCCAUGGUAAAGACCCUCUAAACCAAGAACCCAAUUGGAUUAGCAGUAUCGCCACUUUGGUUAAUACAGAUUUAUUUGCAUCAGGUUCGUUUAAUGGAUUUGUUAAAUUAUGGAAGCUGACCUCAAAUUUUAAAAGAGCAGAACUGCUGUUUGAUAUACCUCAAGUAGGUUAUAUAAACAGUAUGGCAUUCACAUCGAAUGGAGACAAGUUAAUAGUUAGUACGAGUCGAGAUCAUAAGUUUGGAAGAUAUACCUUUUUAGAAGGACAAAAAAUUAAGAAUUGUAUAAAAGUGAUUUCUUUUAAUAAGAAAUAAAUGUUAAGUUAUUUUUU
Molecule: messenger RNA, 1469 nt
Organism: Harmonia axyridis
Lineage: Eukaryota; Metazoa; Arthropoda; Insecta; Coleoptera; Coccinellidae
Gene: U3-55K
Product: U3 small nucleolar RNA-interacting protein 2
Exons: 1
Coding region: 73-1452 (459 amino acids)
Cellular component (GO): small-subunit processome
Molecular function (GO): snoRNA binding; protein binding
Source: RefSeq, a predicted model, not a curated record